AUGGGUAGGCUGGGAGGAGCUCAAAGUCAACAGCUAUUGGCGGUGUUGAGUCAUCAUGUGGGAGAGAUUCCUAAAGGGCUUAUGAAAACGACGUUGAGAGGCCUUCUGGACAACCUGUGCCGACCAGCGAUCGUCGGAAGUCUCAAUCAAGUCCAGACGGUCGCCGUAUUGACCGCUCUCGCCAAGCUCGAGGUUCGUCAAGAAUUCGUCAUAUCGUCGCUGAUGAGGUCCCUCACGAACGACACGGAGGAGGUGAAAAAAGGCGGAGCGAAGCUGGCGAAGAAACUUCGGGCCUUGGGGACGACAUUGCCGACAAGACCAUUUGAUCUGAUGAAAACGGUGGAGAAUUUAACAUUUGAAAAUCAACUUGAUCCGGCGCACUGGACGAGCAUUUUAGCCGCCAUAGAAGACCUAUCAGCGUGGAGUGCGACCACAGUUCACUUGAGUUUAACGUUGAGAUCGCUGUUGUUGCAUAAUGGGUUGCAAGGCUUGAGGGCAAUACAUAUAGCGCAAGCGAUGAAACCGUUCUGUCAUGGGGAAUGGCGGGAUUUGGUGAGCAACGAUGUCGUGAGUGAAAUAGAUGAGCAGGUUGAGGGUGCCUUGGCGGUUUUGUCGGAUGUUAACGGGCAGAGGUUCGAUCCUGGAGGGGACGAUUUUUGGCUCGACGAAUUUGCCCAUCUCUGCAUGGGAGCUCUACUGCGACACGAAGUGUAUCUCAUCAGCACAUGGAGCGUCUUGAAUACCGUCAGAGGCGUCUUGGCGGACUUUGAAAAGAGCUGCCAGGUCGAGUGGACUUCUGGGGAGGCGGCUUUCAUACAGCGAUUGGCGCAAGUUGAUAGCGAAGAAGCUGCGGCUGAAAAUCGAUUGAAAUUGAUGGUGAAAGAAGUUUAAUUUUGAAGAGUUGCCCAUGUUGUUGUUGUAGUUUCGGACGUGUUUCGU
Perkinsus marinus ATCC 50983 is the source of this 939-nucleotide messenger RNA. RefSeq lists its product as hypothetical. The record is from RefSeq and is a predicted model, not a curated record. The coding region runs from base 1 to 891 and encodes 296 amino acids. The transcript has 2 exons. Lineage: Eukaryota; Perkinsozoa; Perkinsida; Perkinsidae.